CUGUUCAUUUUGGCUCAGAUCGGAACGCUCCCUAUGACCGAACUAGUGCACUAUAUAGUGCUGUUCGGAUACCCCAACGGCAAGUCUCAUUCCCUGUAUAGUGCACUAUAAAUUACCCGCAAGGAGACGUCUGCUGUCAACUGAUCGCCCCUGAUUUAUACAAGAUGGCGCAAGAGGGCAACUUUGUAUAUAAAUUGACAGACGAGGACACUGCGAAGUUAAUCAAACUGCGAGCAGCAAAUGAUGCUCUUUUCACCGGCAAGAGAAAUGCUGCUAAGUUUGGCUGGAGAGCAAUACUAAAGGAACUGGGCCUGCAGGGGAAGAUGAGGGCUGACCAGGCUGCGAAAAAGUGGGAGAACCUAAAGAAGAAAUACAAGGACCUAAAGUACCCCCCAGUGGGCCACGGUACACAGACUGCAGAGGUCACCUCCUCACCUUGGCAGUGGUUCCACCUCAUGAAUGAAGCUAUGGAGGGCAGGCUCGCUGGGAGUGCCCCGGUCCUGGCAGCCAUUUCGUGCAGCACUGACGAUGAAGACAUGUUUGCCAUGCCAAUCAGGAAGAUAAGGAAGGUGGAGGAAAAGAGCGAAAUUCUGGAUUUCUUGGCGGAUGCAGCACACGAGGCGAUAGUGACAGAUGAGAAAGAUGGACUGGUCAUGGAAAACGGCUUAAUAGAGAUGGACAGUGAGAAGCUGGCCCUUGAAAGAGAGAGGGUGGGAAUAGAGAGGGCAGGGUUAGAGGCAGAGAGGGCAGGUUUAGAGAGGGAGAGGGUGGGGCUUGACAGAGAACAAGCCAUCCUGGAUCGGGAACGUGCAGCACUGGAGAGGGAGAAGGCGGCACUGGAGAGAGAGAGCGCUGUAAUAGAACGGCAAAGAGCACAGCUGGAGAAAGCGCGAUCGGCAUUGGACAGGGACCGGGCCGCCCUGGAGCGGGACCGGGGUGCGCUGGAGAGGGACAGGGCUGAGCUACAACGGGACUUAGCAGCACUGAAGAGCAGCUCGGUGGAGGAGCAAAGCAGCACAGCUCCGACAGGUCUGGACAUGGAUUCUGGGAACAGGAGAGAAAGAUUCCUGGUCCUCUUUGAACAGCUCAUAAAGAAACUGUGAAAACAGAACAACGAAACUCCAGGUGUUGUUUUUAAUAUGUGAAAAGCGCAUAAGCAACUCACAGUAUGAGGAGUUGCGGAGUAUGAACACAUGCCGUUUCAGCCUGUGACUCUUUACUUGACAGACACUUGGCAGCCAUUGAAACAUGACUCUCCUACUUCACAUUAGUCUUUCAGCACCUGGCAACACUAGUUAAUCGACAAGUGAAAAGUGAAAGUCUGUUUACCUGCUGUAUUUAUUACAGGGAGGAGUUAAGACAGUCACUCAAAAACUAUUAUGUCCCAUUUAAUGAGGAAUUACAAAUGAAGAUUGAUGAGUUUUGUCUUUCUGCUGGAAACUUUUAAUCCAAAGUGACUCAUUAAAAACAUCACUCUGAUAAUUCCGGAUUGGCAUUUCGCUUUGGGGUAUGAAUGCGAGACCUUUCCCAGUUCAUGUAAGCACAAUGUUGGCAGCUUGCCCAGAUGAAAGUCAGCUGUUUCCCAGCUGGGAGGUGAACCCUGCAAGCGUUGUGUCUUUUAACCAGUGCACCACCAGUUUUAUACCGAAUUUGUAAUCAUGAAGUGGCGUUUCACCUUACACUCCAGUGUUGUGAGUGACCACUGCUCACUAAUAGUUCCCCUCUCUCUGACCACCGGCUGGUAGCGAAUUAUUCAGACGUGUAGAGACCACACAAACAAAGUAAUUGUUUAUUGACACCAUUCAUAUUGUAUAUUAUAUUAUACAGGCAUUUGUAGUGUUUUAAAAUAUUGUGCUGUAAUGUGUCAAAAUGCCACAUUAAAUGUUAAGAACAUCUCUGAAAAUAUUUUAUAUUUUGUGUAUAAAUGUGUCUUUUGCAUUGUGUUCACCUUUCAGGGACAUACUUCAAAUUCCACUUUCAUUUCGAUAUUCUACUGAAACCUACCCUUAUAAUGUCAUAUCACUAGUAAUGAAAGCCUGCUGUAGAUAGAAGACAUUUGAAAUGAAUACAAAAAAAUGUAUGAAAAAUAAAAGUGACCAAAAGUGA
Messenger RNA from Brienomyrus brachyistius, 2106 nucleotides. RefSeq lists its product as uncharacterized. The transcript is spliced from 4 exons. Lineage: Eukaryota; Metazoa; Chordata; Actinopteri; Osteoglossiformes; Mormyridae. The coding region runs from base 165 to 1103 and encodes 312 amino acids. The record is from RefSeq and is a predicted model, not a curated record.